Messenger RNA from Thrips palmi, 1397 nucleotides. Its product is annotated as neuropeptide F receptor-like. The coding region runs from base 348 to 1397 and encodes 349 amino acids. The transcript is spliced from 8 exons. Gene Ontology annotation, cellular component: membrane. Lineage: Eukaryota; Metazoa; Arthropoda; Insecta; Thysanoptera; Thripidae. The record is from RefSeq and is a predicted model, not a curated record. Gene Ontology annotation, molecular function: G protein-coupled receptor activity. Gene Ontology annotation, biological process: G protein-coupled receptor signaling pathway.
CCCCCCGAGGACGCACGACCAGAGGACGCUCGGCCAAGCACCCCCGCGCCUAGCACGACCCGCGCCGCGAGCUCCAACACGAGUGCAACCUUCUGCUGCACCGCACCAGUGUCUGUUCUGCCUGCUGACACCUCAAGAUUGACAUCAGCGCAGUGAAGGAGCCUGCAUCUGGGAGAGCUCGACUGUUGUCGCGGAAUCUCGACAUUUCCUCGUCCGAUCGUGAAUGUAAACAAAGCGUCAAAGGGUGUUGCCGUGCUGUCCGAUGACGGUGGGCAAGGGGCCGCCCCGUCGGGGCCGUCGGAGCCCCUGGGGCCCUUCAGUCCCGCCAUGAUGUGAGCCCGCCUGUCAUGAACCGGUCGUCCGGCGAGGGGACGGUGCUCGGCCAAGGGCUGGCCCACGGGCUCGGCACCUGGCCGCUGCUCUCCUCCUGGGCCGCCGAGGACCUGCAGGACGACUGGGGUGCGCAGGACGCCGUCACUCAGCAGGUCAACGCCAGCCCCGUGGUGACGGACCUGCAGCAUGACGGCCUGCUGGAGCUGGGCCCCGGCGCGCCCUGGAGCGACGCGGACCUGUACCCCGGCGACGCGGCCCUGGACACGCCGCUGCUGCGCAUCGCCCUGGUGCUCCUGUACGCCCUGCUCGCGGCCACCGGCUUCACGUCCAACGUGCUGGUGUGCUGCGUGGUGGCGCGCCAGAGCAUGCGCAAGACCACCGCCGGCAAGAUGAUCCCCCGGCACCUGUACAUCGCCAACCUGGCGGUGGCCGACGUGCUCAUCUGCUUGCUGGCGCUGCCGGGCACGCUGUGGUGGCUGCUGCAGGGCUGGGCCGCCUCCCCCGCGGUGCCCGUGGUGGCGUCCGACGGCGUGCCCCAGCUCGACGGCGUGGUGGACGUGGACGGCGUGCCGCGCUGCGUGUCGCAGUGGCCGGCGCCCGCGCCCGCGUGGCGCCUGUCGUACGCGUGCGUGCGCGCCGUGCUGCACUUCCUGCUGCCCGCGCUGUCGCUGUGCGUGGUGCACACGCGCAUCUCCGCCUACCUGCACUCCAGGCCCAUGCAGUGGCGCCGGCGGCGCAGCCGACGCACGGCGCUCGUCCUGGGCACCGUGGCGGCCGUCUUCACCUUCAGCUGGCUGCCGCUGACCGCCUUCCAGCUGCUGGUGACGAACCCGGGCCAGCACCGCGUCAUGUUCGCGUGCUGCCACCUGCUGGCCAUGAGCUCGACGCUGUCCAACCCACUGCUGUACGGCUGGCUCAACUCGCACUUCCGGCGCGAGAUCCGCGCCAUGCUGCCGUGCUGCUGCGCGCCGAGGAAGGAGCGCCACUCGCGGACCGUGUGCAAAGCGUGCCGCGCGAGGCAGGAGCGCGCGCUGGCCAAGGAGCUGGAGGUUCUUCUAAUGUAG